AUGCUCGUAGGAUCAGCCACCUUCUGGGCAGCGCGCACAACACCGAGAGCAGUCAAACAAUCAGAUCCAGAGCUCGAGUGUGGUCAACAAACCUUAUCAGAGCUGUGGGAAGACGCCUUCCGCCAAUAUCGCAUCACCACCGGCGUAAACCUCAAGGACACUGACUCAGUCCUAUAUCGGCGGCUUAAGGACUGCUUUGGCUGCGACGCCGUUGUCGAUGUGCUCGUCGAAGCCGCGCAAGAUUUCGGACUGUAUCGGCAUCCGUCGGCUGGUCGAGUGUAUGAGGAUAUACGCCGCGCCCUCAAGCCCAUCGUGCGCGCAGUGUUGAGCGCUGGUGCGCUGGAAGCUGGCGGGGAACUUGCUUCGGCCUUCACUCUGCACGGAGGGAAAGCUCCUUUCGUGGCUGUGAUGGUUCUUCUUCGAGCUACUCAGGGCGUUAGCGCUCGCUUCGACGACGUGUUGCGACUCCUGGAACGAUUCAGAUACUACAUGCAGCGACUGAGGAUCAGAGAAGAUAUGCCCAUGGAACCGGAAAUGCGUUCCGUUGUUGUCGGCAUCCUUGUCAAGAUGAUACACACGUUCGCCAUCGUGACGAAGACGAUGCAGAAGAAUCGCUUUGAGCACUUCAUGUCUGUCCUCGGCGGUACGAAGAACGCGGCUUUCGAUGCCGCGCGCGAGCUCGAGAUGCUCGAAACUCAAGAUACGCGGUUGAUUCUCGCCAGCGUUUACAAGGAAGUAUAUGCAUACUCUCACAUUGCCCACGAGUCUCUCUUGGCGGACGUGAAAGACGUGAAGGAUAGAGUUGCUCAAGUGCAGGAUCGGCUGGACACAAUGUCGUGGCAGAUGGCGGAUAUGUCCAUUCGCAUGCAAUAUUCAGCCCCUGCAAGUGUUGCGUCGAAUGCUGCAUCCACGAACGUCGCGACCUUACCAGUUUGUGCAAAUGUGCAGACAGUCGGAACUGCGGAGAUAUGGCGCCUCUGCUUGGCAGUGACCUAUAACAAUACAGUUGCGAGUACGAAACUUCUGUCUGGCAGUAUCCUCUCCACACUGAAGGAAGCAUCUGACCACGACCGGGCUAAUCUGGAGAAGGGCCUCGUCAUUCUCUACUCUAUCGCGGCCUGCAUCGCAGGAGCGAACAUCGACAUCUCCACAUCAGCAGCUAUAUCGAACCCUAGGGUAUUCGCUGUAACGUUCCUUCCCAUGGCCAUGACUUAUCUUGCUGCAAUACUCUGUUUGAGAAACCUUCCUCGUAACCCUGGACACACCUGCACCAUCGUCAUUAUCGACGUCGUCGGUGACCACGCACUUGUGCCUUUGGAAGAAUACUCGUCGUGGGCGGACAUCCACGCACUACUUCUUCGCCGGUUCAUAGACAAACCAGGCGCCACAUUUGUGAGCUCUGGCGAUUAUAGAAUCAUGGAUACGGCCGGAGAGUCGGCGAUCAUCACACCAACAACAUGGGCACAGAAUGUGAAGGCGGGCAUGAUCCUCGAAAUGGGCAUUAUCAUCCGUCAAACAUCAUCUCUGCUCCGUUGCCCUUAUUGCGAUUUCUUCGCCUCGCAGACUCUUGACGCCGACGAGUUUCUCCGCUGUAAGAAAUGCAAACGACAAUACAGAGCAUCGAGUGCAUUGAGCGCGGAGGUUACAGAUAUCGAUGAACCCGCUACUAGCAGUCCUCUCACUGGCAACGAUCCGUCGACAGACGACAUCAUCUCAGAAGCGACUGAUUUGUCGGCGCCCACCAAUAUUCCGAACCUCACACUGGCAGGGUCCGCUAACCACGGAGGGUCCGCUCAUGACGGCGAGUCUGCGGUGGAAGGUGAAGAAUCGCCACACACAGGAGACAUGACCUUGUUUCGGAGGAUCCUGGUCGAAGUGUUACCAGACACACAUCACACCUCAUACGACAAAUCGCAAGAGAGCGGCGGGCUGUCCACGAUGGCGGAUAGCGACUGGUUCCAAGCACAUGGCGUCCCGCGCGAUCUCUUUACGAACCCCUCUUAUCCAUCACACGAGGUCAAAGCCGCCGUCAAUCGUAUGCGGGAAUCUAUCAUCGCCCAGAACGCAGGGCCUCAGGCGACACAGAGCCAACUAGCGCAGCUUCAGGCGAUGCAGGGCCAGCACGCCAACCGCCGCGCGCCUAGUAGACAACAGGCGCCCGGACCCGGUCAACUGCCAAACCCGGCAACUCCCGGCCUUCCGCACGCCUCUCCCAUGCCACAGCCUGUGAACGUGAACCCGCAACAGGCGCCGCCACAGCAGCCCGACGGUCCCCAGGCGGGCGGCGGCAUGACGCGGGACAAUCUCGCGGCGCGUCUUCGCAACCUUCCACCGUGUCAGGAGGAGAUGUUCCCUCGUGCGUGGCAUGCGUGGAUGAAGCAGGGCGGCGUUGCGUUGAGCAUGGAUGAUAUUCAGCCGCCCGAGGUGCUCCAGGGCAAGCCGAGCAUCUCGCUGUGGCGUUUGCACGCAUUGCACCACGCGUCGCAUCUGCGGGAGUUCGAGAUGUGGUACUUCCAGAUAAGCCGCGCCAGGAUCAUGCAAUCGCAGGGCCAGCAGAACCAACAAGCGGCACGUAUGGCCCCGGAACGGGUCACGCAGGCCAUGCAAGCCGCCGCGAUGGGCGUGUCGGCCGAGGAGCUCAAGGCGCGCGGUGUCGGCGACGACGUUAUCCAGUUCGUCGAGGCCAACCGCGAAGUGCUGCUCGCGAAGCAUCGCGAGGAGACGGCGUUCAAGCAGGGGUUGCAGCAGCAGCAGGGUCAGCAGCCCAAUAUUGCUUUGCACCCACAGCAGCCGCCGUAUAUGAGGGGAGGGAUCGGACAGCCAGGUCAGCCGCAUGUAAACGGCGGCGGGGUGGGCGGGCCAGGUAAUGUGCACGCGCCGCCGCCACUGCCUCUCCAGGGGCAGCCUCCGCAGCUCUUCGGGCCAGUUCCGGCUGCGCGCGAUCUCAAGGGUGUGCGUCCGGACGGAUCGAUUGACCUGGUCUUUAUUCUUGCCGCGCAAGAGUACAUUAUCAAGAUGAAGGACUCGAUCGAGCCGCAACUUCUCCGCGAAAUCAACGAUGUUGACCCGCCUGUUGAUGCUGAUAGGAAUGAGUGGAUGGCGCUACUCGAGCGUGUAUCGGGAUUGGCGGCUGAGAUCGAUCAGACGCUACCGACGUUCAUCGCCUACAUUCAAGGCCCGAACCAAGAAAGAGAACCCUUUUUCCGCAAGUAUCUCGGCGACAUGUUGACUGUCGCAUUUCAGAAGAGGCUCGUAUUGCAGUCAGAGCCGCGCUUCAUCGUCGACCAGAACACACUACUGGGUUAUUUACAGCUGUUUUCGAACUUUCUAGUCAUAAUUCACAAUCGGACCGCUGCGGUACGACUCGAGCUAAAACAGCUCCAUGGUUUCGCGCCCAAUGUACCAGCUGAGUACCUGGCAAGUGAUCCGUCAUCGUCCUCACCGACUUUGAAGAGAUGA
Peniophora sp. CBMAI 1063 is the source of this 3459-nucleotide messenger RNA. The record is from the annotation of a GenBank genome assembly. Lineage: Eukaryota; Fungi; Basidiomycota; Agaricomycetes; Russulales; Peniophoraceae.